Messenger RNA from Symbiodinium sp. CCMP2592, 1204 nucleotides. Lineage: Eukaryota; Dinophyceae; Suessiales; Symbiodiniaceae. The record is from the annotation of a GenBank genome assembly.
AUGUCUUUGUCCAUCAGAGGUGGUGGAAAGCGUGGUGCCAAGUCAGAUGUCUCAGGAACUGGCAACACGAAGGAGGAACGCAUUUCAAGCACCAAGGAAACUUUGAAUGCCGUCCAUUUGCGUGUUCAGACAAAGUCUGGCGCAAGUCCUGCCAUUCACAAGACGGCGCUCGCCUUCAAUGAGGUCGUCAAGGGCAGUGACAGCAACCCCAACAACGUCAUUACCGCACUCAUCAAGGACUAUGACAAGACGAAGAUGAUGAAGUUGAUUAAGGCAUUGGGAAGCAGGUGUCUCGAGCGGCCCAUGGGCUACUGCGUUGACAUCCAGGAGUCUGUUGCGUUCGCGGAGGAGGAGCCUCCCAAGACCCGAGAUUCCAGGCUCUGGGGUGUCAUAGCCUUCUAUGUUGAAGGACCAGACAUCAUAAUUUGUGGCCGAGCUGCUGGACCAGUGCCUCGGGAGCAAACGGUCUUCCGGGCUGAAACGCAGGCGCUGGCCUACUUGGUUGGUAAAACUGAGGCAGAGUUGGAUGUUACCCAGGCUCAGAUCGCAGAGCUGCGGAUGCUCUUGGCCCGCAGCGGCACAACGCCCCGAGGUGACUCCUCGCCACGGAGUGCUCGAAGAGCCGAGGUCCAGACGGCGCCUCCGAGGACCAGCCUUUCGCCUGGGAAGAGCCGGAAUGGAGGAUCCGCGCCUUGGGCCAGUGUCACAUCCGUUGGCCCUGCCAAGGAACGACCGCGUGAUGGCGAAGGCCUGGCCUCGUGCGCGGCACAAUGUCGUGGUCAAGCAGCUGCAGGCCCACCGCCGCCUUCACCAGCACUGCAGAGAGCGCAGGUCCUGGCAGAGGCGCUAGUGGUGGCCACUCCGAAGCUAGCGUGCGGGGUCCCCACCCGAAGUCCUGCUGGUCUCCUCGCCUCUCCGCGACAGGAUGGCCGGCAGGCGAUGCUGACACCCAGGUUGUCGCCGUCGGUCUCGAUGGCCCAGGAGGUGUCUCAUGCCGCCGACUUCCCUGCGUUGCUUUCCCCUGCAUAUGGCAGCAGGUCCAUCAUCACGCAAGCUGCUUGCGCUACGCCUCAGGUUCCCUUGGCGUCACCGUCAGGCUCUUUCCUGUUGCCGACGCAUGCCGCGCUGGUGCCAAGCGGCUCGCUAAAUGUAGCCCCGGCUUUCGAAAAAAGGGCGCCCUCACCUUGCGGGCGCGUCUCGGGAG